UCCGUCCAAACAACCUAAAACAAGAGAAGUCCCUGCAUUUGCACCAUUUUCUAGUGUGCCCGUGCGCCACCAAAAAAAAAAAAAAGGGGUAGUAUUCUUUCUAUAUAUCUGCACGCCCAUAAAUUUUUUUCUUUCUUUUAAAGAAAAGAAAAAGAAAAAAAGAGGUACCCAAAGCCAAAAGUCUCUCUUUUAAUAACUUGAAGAGAAGAUGGCAAAUGGUGCCGGUUCUCCGUGUGGUGCAUGCAAAUUUCUCAGGAGGAAAUGUGCCGCGGAUUGCAUUUUUGCACCUUACUUCUGCUCAGAGCAAGGCCCUGCUAGAUUUGCUGCAAUUCACAAGGUAUUUGGUGCUAGUAAUGUAUCCAAGUUGUUAUUGCAUGUCCCAGUGCCUGAUCGCUGUGAGGCUGUUGUAACUAUAGCUUAUGAAGCUCAAGCAAGGAUCAGAGAUCCUGUUUAUGGCUGUGUUGCUCAUAUUUUCGCCUUGCAGCAACAGGUGGCAUACUUGCAAGCUCAACUGAUGCAAGCCAGAGCUCAGCUGGCGCAAACCAUGAUUGACUCAUCAAGAAGUGCGGAGAAUCACUGGCCAAAUAACAUGGCUGCAAUGGGUUCAUUUCAGACUUAUCCAACUUAUGCAAACUCCAUCUCGCCCCAGAGCUCAAUUUGCUCGCUUGAGUCCAUUGACCCCAGCAGCGAUGGAAUUGGAGUGCAAGAAAUGAUGAGAGGCUUAGAUGACAUUUCCUUCCAGGCAUAUGCCAGGAAAAGGCCUUCACAAACCGACCUGGGGGAACUUCAAGCACUGGCUCUUAGGAUGAUGAAAAACUGAGUCAUCAUCAUCCAUGAUAUCAGAGAUUGAUUUUCUAUGGCUUCAAAUUAUGUACAUAGAGAGAUUAGAAAUGAAGUUUGUGGCAGCAGUAUAGUUAAUUUACUUAGCCUCAAAUAGGCAUUUUUUUUUUGUUCUUUAGGUUUUUAUUUUUUCCCCCUUAAACCAAAUAUAAAGUGCAACGACUUUGAGAUGAACCCUAGUUAUCUGUGUCAAGUCUCGAAUCCGGGGAACUCAAAUCCUCUUACUGUGUUGACUUUUGGGCCCUAUCCA
Coffea arabica (coffee) is the source of this 1090-nucleotide messenger RNA. Its product is annotated as LOB domain-containing protein 16-like. The record is from RefSeq and is a predicted model, not a curated record. Lineage: Eukaryota; Viridiplantae; Streptophyta; Magnoliopsida; Gentianales; Rubiaceae. Gene Ontology annotation, biological process: positive regulation of DNA-templated transcription; hormone-mediated signaling pathway. Gene Ontology annotation, cellular component: nucleus.